AUGUCUCCGUUUUCCAUCAACAACAACAACACCGGCACCAACAAGCGUAAGCGUGAUGUUGUCAUCGCGAUGGAUCAAUUGAACGACUUAUCUUCAAAAAUUUUAGAGUUGUGCAAAAACAAAGAUAACUCUAUUGAGCCCUGCUCAGUCUCAGAUCAGAUACAAAGCGGGGUUAUGAAUUUUUUGAGUGCGACUCCAAAUGAUUUUGAUCAAGCCACAGAACAUCUUGAGUUAUUUAUUUCCUCCUCUGUUCCAAAAGCUUUGUGGUCUCUAUAUCUUGAUAUCUUGAAAAACUUACAGAGUAUAUCUAAACUGUAUAUCAAUAUGGAGAAUAAUUUUUGGCGGAUAAUGAAGCAAGUAAAGGGUUCAUUGUGCUAUUUGAUAGCUAAGUUUGCAGAGGAAUCAGAACAUUAUGAGUGGCUUUUUGAACACAAAGAGGUAACAAACUUUUAUAUACGGAGGCAAUUGGCAAUGAUGAUGCUUCCAGAAGUUGAAGAUGCCGUAGAAGAUCCGUACAACAUGCUCAUUGACAGGUCUAAAUUGCUAGUAGACUCGUUCGAGUAUAUUGCCAAACUCGAUUAUCUGCCAGGAAGUUUCUUUGUGAAAUUCGAAGAUGAACAAGCUACUGGGCCUGGUGUGUUGAGAGAAUGGUUCUUACUAGCAUGCCAGGAGAUUUUCAACCCAAACAACGAGCUUUUUAUUGCUUGCCCAGACGAUAAUAGAAGCUUUUUCCCAAAUCAAGCAUCUGAAGUGAAUCCAUUACACCUUGAGUAUUUUCGAUUCUCUGGAAGGAUGAUUGCAUUGGCCUUAGCAUAUGAUGUACAAAUCGGAGUUGUUUUUUAUUGUGUAUUUUUCUUACAAUUGGCUGGAAAUGGUGUAUUAUUAGAAGACAUUAGGGACACAGAUCCGUUCUUGUACCGUAGCUGCAAGGAGAUAUUGCAGAUGGAUGCAAAGAUAGUGGAUCAAGACGUGUUAGCAUUAACAUUUGUUUGUGAAGUUGAGUCAUUGGGUGUGAGGAGAGAAAUAGAGCUUUGUCCCAACGGGAAAAAUAUCGUUGUGGACAGCAAGAAUAGGGAGACCUAUGUGCAUCUUCUUAUCCAAUAUCACUAUGUAACAUCAAUAGCAGAGCAGGUCGCGUAUUUCUCAAAAGGAUUUUCAGAUGUAAUAACUAGGUCAAGGCUCUGGUCCUUUUUCCGGUGUCUUAGUCUUGAAGAUUUCAACUUAAUGCUUGGUGGUAGAAGUGAUAUUUCUGUCGAAGAUUGGAAAGAACAUACUGAUUACAAUGUCUAUGAAGAAAGUGAUCUUCAAAUAUCCUGGUUUUGGAAGAUAGUAGAGACUAUGUCUGUUGAGCAGAGAAAAAUGCUCCUUUUCUUCUGGACUUCAAUUAAGUCUCUGCCUUUUGAGGGCUUUGGUAGUCUUGAUUCAAGAUUGUCCAUCCACAAAACCCUAAAGCCUGAUGAUUACUUGCCAUCUUCACAUACUUGCUUCUACCAACUAUGCUUUCCAAUUUAUCAAUCCAUGACAGAGAUGGAAGAUCGACUCAGGAUAAUCACCCAAGGAGACAUUGGAUCCAGCUUUGGUACCGUGUGA
This is a messenger RNA of Solanum stenotomum, 1590 nucleotides long. Its product is annotated as E3 ubiquitin-protein ligase UPL5-like. The transcript has 4 exons. NCBI's taxonomy places the organism in Eukaryota, Viridiplantae, Streptophyta, Magnoliopsida, Solanales, Solanaceae. Gene Ontology annotation, biological process: positive regulation of protein catabolic process; protein polyubiquitination; proteasome-mediated ubiquitin-dependent protein catabolic process. The record is from RefSeq and is a predicted model, not a curated record. Bases 1 to 1590 code for a protein of 529 amino acids. Gene Ontology annotation, molecular function: ubiquitin-protein transferase activity.